AUGAUCUAGCAAAAUUCAGAUGCCGAAAUGAGAUUCAUCAAUUCUCCAGCUUCAUCUCCCCGUUCUCACAAACUUUCUAAAUAAAUAUAACCUUUUGAAAACAUCUAUAGUUUUUAAGAAUAUGAAUCAACUCCUUUUGUACAAAUAUAAAUAAUCUAGCCAUUAAACAACCUAGUUGUUUUAACUAAAAAGAAAAUUAGAAAAGCAUUGUCAAUUAAUCAAAAGUGUAAUACUGGUCAUUGGACUCCUGAAGAGCAUUAGAUAUAUGUAGAAUUUCUUUAAAAUCAUUUAAUAUCAUCAAUAAACAAUCAAGAAAAUAAAAAAAACAAUAAGAUAUUUAAACUUAUGUCUUUAACUAUAGGAACCAGAUCUCCAUCAUAAUGUAGGUAACUUUUACUUAAAAAUUAGAUCUCAUCAUUAAAAAUUUAAUCCUAGCACUCCAGCAGGUUAGAAAAGAAUCAAAAAAAACAAUAAAAAAUUAAGUAAACAUUUUAUUUAUUAUUUAGAUGAUAAUUUUCAUAUUAAACUACCAAUCACUAAUAUGAUUAAACAAUUCUAUACUCCUGAUCUCAAACCUAAUUUAGGUUUUCAUUAUCAUUAUUUUAGAACCUAAGUCUAAUUUUUAAGAUUUUCAUGAUUCAUCAGAAAAUUAAUAGAAUGAAUCUUUCAAAAUAAGAAUUAGAAAGUAUUCACUUAGCAAUAUAGAAGAUAAUUCAAAUUUUUAUAAUCCCCAUUACAAUCUCCUUUUUGAAUGA
This is a messenger RNA of Paramecium pentaurelia, 755 nucleotides long. The record is from the annotation of a GenBank genome assembly. Lineage: Eukaryota; Ciliophora; Oligohymenophorea; Peniculida; Parameciidae.